Molecule: messenger RNA, 2221 nt
Organism: Nelumbo nucifera (sacred lotus)
Lineage: Eukaryota; Viridiplantae; Streptophyta; Magnoliopsida; Proteales; Nelumbonaceae
Product: jasmonoyl--L-amino acid synthetase JAR4-like
Cellular component (GO): cytoplasm
Molecular function (GO): acid-amino acid ligase activity
Source: RefSeq, a predicted model, not a curated record
GCACCAAUUUCUUAUUUCCAGUUGUUCUUCUUCGUCCGCCUUUCCCCUUGGAGAAUAAGUAGAGCCUAAAUGCAUUUUUUUUCGCUAAAUGCAUUGAACGAUGUCUCAAUCUCUUCUACUUGUUCUUCUUCGAUGAACAGUAGGGCAGAAAGUUGCAAUUUUCUAUCUAGCGUUGAAGCCUCUGGUAGAAGGACUUUGAGUGCUCUCCAACAAUCUAAUCCAUCUCUCUGUCUCGCCUCUUUUUUCCCCUUUCGCCGGAACAGAGGUGGAGAUAUGUUGAGCCAUCGGCCUCUAUCAAGGAUUUGUUAGCUGCUGCGAGGAGUCUUAAAGAAUGUUGGAGAAUAUGGAGCAAUUCGAUUACGAGAAGGUGAUAGAAGAAUUCGAAGAACUGACAAAGGAUGUUGGGAGGGUUCAGAUAGAAACUCUUAAAUGGAUCCUAGAAGAAAAUCGAGAGGCGGAAUACCUGCAGAAUCUGGGCCUCAACGGAAGGACCGACCCCGAGAGUUUCAAGGCUUGUGUUCCACUGGUCACUCACAAGGAUUUAGAAUCCUAUAUUCAAAGAAUCGCAGAUGGCGAUGAUUCCCCUAUUCUCACAGGAAAACCCAUAACGACUAUCUCACUCAGUUCUGGCACCACCCAGGGAAGACCUAAGUUCGUUCCCUUCAACGAAGAAUUGAUGAGAACCACAAUACGUAUAUACGAGACGUCAUUUGCUUUCAGAAACAGAGAGUUCCCCGUUGGAAAUGGAAAGGCUCUACAGUUGAUCUACAGCAGCAAACAAUUCAAAACGAAAGGGGGUCUUGCAGCAGGCACCGCCACAACAAAUGUCUUUCGAAGCCAACAGUUCAAGAAGACACUCGAGUCAAUACGAUCCCAAUGUUGCAGCCCCGAUGAAGUCAUAUUCGGCCCGGACUUUCACCAAUCCUUGUACUGCCACCUUCUAUGUGGACUUAUCUACCGGGAUGAAGUGGAGCUUGUGUCUUCCACCUUCGCCCACAGCAUUGUGUUUGCAUUCCGAACGUUUGAGCAAGUGUGGGAGGAACUCUGUGAUGAUAUCAGAACCGGGGUUCUUAGCAACCGCAUCGCCGUUCCUUCUAUCCGAACUGCUCUGUCGAAACUUCUCAAGCCCAACCCUGAACUGGCGGAUUUGAUACACAACAAAUGCUCGGGAUUGAGCAAUUGGUAUGGCUUAAUUCCAGAGCUUUUCCCAAAUGUUAAGUACAUCUAUGGGAUCAUGACUGGGUCCAUGGAGCCUUAUUUGAAGAAGUUAAGACAUUACGCCGGGGGAUUGCCCCUGCUGAGCUCUGAUUAUGGGUCUUCUGAAGGGUGGAUCGCGGCAAAUGUCAAUCCGAGAUUGCCUCCUGAGUCGGCUACCUUUGCGGUGCUUCCUGAUAUCGGGUAUUUCGAAUUUAUUCCUCUCAGGGAGAAGGAGGAUCAGAGCCUGGAUAUUACUGCUGUUAGCUACUCUUUUACAGAAGCGGAGCCCAUCGGCCUGGCCGAAGUGAAGAUUGGGGAAGAGUAUGAGAUCAUCCUCACCAAUUUCGCAGGUCUAUACCGUUACAGGCUUGGGGACGUGGUCAAGGUAGUGGGCUUCCACAAUUCUACACCAGAGCUCCAAUUUGUAUGCCGGAGGAAUCUGCUACUAAACAUCAACAUCGAUAAGAACACAGAGAAAGACUUGCAGCUAGCAGUUGAAACUGCUGGGAAACUGUUGUUGGAGGAAAAGGUAGAGGUAAUCGACUUCACCAGCCAUGUGGACUUAUCAACAGACCCAGGACACUAUGUUAUCUUCUGGGAGUUGAGCAACGGGGUCAGCGAUGCGCAAAUCCUAAAUGAAUGUUGCAACUGUUUGGAUCGAUCCUUUGUAGAUGCAGGAUAUGUUAGCUCCCGGAAGGUGAAUGGAAUAGGGGCGCUUGAGCUCCGUGUGGUGAGGAGGGGAACCUUCCAGAAAAUUCUUGAUCAUUACCUGGGCCUUGGAUCUGCUGUCAGCCAGUUCAAGACCCCACGAUGUGUGGGCCAAUCCAACAACACCGUGUUGCAGAUCUUGUGUAACAAUGUGGUCAACAAGUAUUUCAGCACUGCUUUUUGUUGAAAUUUCAAAUUCCAUGUCAUAAACUUUGUUAUUGUUGUGGCAAUGAAUUUCUUCUCUAUAUAUGUAGUCCCCACUCGCCAGUACUUGAGCCCAAAACUCAAGGUCUGGGUUGGCUGAUUCAAUUCCUUA